UGUCAGGAGAGAAAAUUGUUGCUGCCUUUUCGAGGCGUUUUUAAUAUAGGAUUUUAACCUACAAUUACCAACUGUGUAAUCAUUAUCUACUUUAUCUGCAAUUAAAAGUGGUUCACAGUUACAAAAAUUGCAAUCAACAGGGUUGAGAAAUUUCAUUCAUUCUUAAAUAAGCACAGAAGCAGCUUAUCAGGACUACUUAUAAAUUAAUAAUUUAUUAAUAACCUACAAAAUACCAUCAUGACAGACAUGACCGGCAAGGUUAUCAAAUGUCGAGCUGCAGUUGCUUGGAAAGCAAAGGAACCAUUAUCAAUCGAAGAAAUUGAAGUAGCUCCACCAAAAGCACAUGAAGUUCGAAUGAAAGUUGUACAUAAUGCUCUUUGUCAUACUGAUGCUUAUACUUUAGAUGGUUUCGAUUCUGAAGGAACUUUUCCCUGUAUUCUUGGUCACGAGGGUGCCGGAAUCGUUGAAAGUGUCGGCGAAGGUGUUACCGAGUUUCAGCCGGGUGAUCAUGUGGUUCCUCUCUAUAUUCCUCAAUGUGGAGAAUGUAAAUUUUGCAAGUCGCCAAAAACAAAUCUUUGCAGUAAAAUUCGUUUGACUCAAGGAAAGGGAUUGAUGCCUGAUGGAACUUCACGUUUUACAUGCAAAGGCAAAAUACUCGCUCAUUUUAUGGGAUGUUCAACAUUUUCUGAAUACACUGUCGUUGCUGAUAUUUCUCUUGCUAAGAUUGAUCCAACUGCUCCAUUGGAUAAAGUUUGCCUUCUUGGCUGUGGAGUUUCAACUGGAUAUGGAGCAGCUUUAAAUACAGCAAAAGUUGAGCGAGGAAGUAGUUGCGCAAUUUGGGGAUUAGGAGCCGUUGGUUUGGCCGCUGCACUUGGAUGUAAAGCUGCCGGAGCAACUCGAAUUAUUGGCGUAGACAUUAAUCCCAGCAAAUUUGAAAAAGCGAAAGUUUUUGGUUGCACUGAAUUUGUUAAUCCGAAAGAUCACAACAAACCAAUUCAGGAAGUCCUCGUGGAAAUGACCGACGGAGGUCUUGAUUAUACAUUCGAAUGUGUUGGAAAUGUUCAAACAAUGAGAGCUGCUUUGGAAUCAUGUCACAAGGGAUGGGGUACUUCAGUUAUUGUUGGUGUAGCUCCUUCCGGUCAGGAAAUUAGCACUCGUCCAUUUCAAUUAGUAACUGGAAGAGUUUGGAAAGGAACUGCCUUCGGUGGUUGGAAAUCAAAAGAAAGUGUUCCAAAACUUGUUAAAGAUUAUCAAGAGAAAAAAUUAAUUCUAGAUGAAUUUAUUACUCAUAAUUUACCAUUGGAUAAAAUUAAUGAGGGUUUUAAAUUACUUCAUUCUGGAGAUUGCCUAAGAACUGUUAUUCAUUUUUAAAGAAACAUUUUUUAUUGCCCAAAUAUUAUUAAUUAAUCACUGAUUCAAUAAUAUUCAACAAAAAAAGGUAAUGUAACAUUUCUAUUUUUGUAACAUAACUAUUUUCUAAAAUUAAUGUUUAGAAAAUAAUUUUUUAUUGCUGAUAAAUAAAGUUUCUGAUUAAAGGAAAAAAAACACAAUAUAAGCAAA
This is a messenger RNA of Leptopilina boulardi, 1560 nucleotides long. It is a transcript of the gene Fdh, whose product is annotated as alcohol dehydrogenase class-3. Bases 238 to 1371 code for a protein of 377 amino acids. The transcript is spliced from 8 exons. Gene Ontology annotation, molecular function: S-(hydroxymethyl)glutathione dehydrogenase [NAD(P)+] activity; zinc ion binding. Gene Ontology annotation, cellular component: cytosol. Gene Ontology annotation, biological process: formaldehyde catabolic process. The record is from RefSeq and is a predicted model, not a curated record. NCBI's taxonomy places the organism in Eukaryota, Metazoa, Arthropoda, Insecta, Hymenoptera, Figitidae.